AUGGCGGACGAUACGAAGGACCCUGACGUGGCCAAUACCGAUAGCGACAAUGCCAAUGGUGAUAAGCGAAUUGAUCAGCUUGACGAGUUGGUCGCCAAAGCAGCUCAUCAAUAUUCAUUAAGCAAUUAUGGGGAAGCAGCAGAGCAAUAUGCGCAUGCGACAGAGCUACAAGCGGAGAUCUAUGGCGAGAUGUCAACCCAAAACGCAGACUUGUUGUAUGCGUAUGGGAGGUGUCUAUAUCACGUUGCAGUUCAGAAGAGCGACGUUCUAGGCCCUCAAGUUGCCGGCGAGAAGCCAAAGGACGAGCCUAGCAACGAAGAGGGUCAAGUUGGAGAAUUGGGUUUAGACCAUAAGAUUGAGACGGAGCCUGAGGGUGUCAUCGCGAAAGCCAUCGAGGAGAGCGAAGAAUAUCAGAGACCAUCGGCAGAAGUCGGCAAGAGCGAGAAACCGUAUUUCCAAUUCGCUGGCGAUGAAAACUUCGAUACGUCAGAGGAAGAGGAGGCCGGCGAUGCAGACCACCCAGGAGAGGAUCCAGACGCGGAAGACGAUGACUUAAUGAACGCCUUUGAGGUGUUGGACAUGGCACGCGUCUUACUGAUUAAAAAAAUUGAGGAAGAUCAUAGAACCGGCAAAGGCAAAAGUGUGGAAGUGCUGCCGCAGGAACGUCAGUUACAGGAGCGUCUAGCCGACACUUAUGACCUCCAGGCGGAAAUAUCGCUCGAAGGAGAAAGAUUUCAAAGUGCUGUGACAGAUCUCAAAUCGGCAUUAGAGCUGAAGGAAAGGCUGUUUGUGCCAUCAUCAAGCCUAUUGGCUGAAGCACAUUAUAAACUGUCGUUGGCUCUAGAAUUCUCUUCGGUCACGGAGCGGCAAUCUGGGAAUGCAGAGACAACUUCGGAAAAGGGAGCAUAUGUUGACUACGCAAUGCGAGAAGAAGCAGCGAAGGAGAUGGAAGCGGCAAUUGCGAGCUGCAAAAGCAGGAUUCGGACAGAAGAGUCGGCAUUGCGAGAAAUGGUGGGGUCGAAUGGCAAGCUUGAUCGAGAGUCCAAGAUUGCAAGCGGUAUUGCGGAAGUAAAGGAAAUGGUAAUUGACAUGGAACAGAGGCUGUCUGAGCUUCAACAGCCUCCUGUCUCCAUCAGCGACGCUCCAGACAAGGGCAGGGUAGAGGACUCUAAUCCUUUGGCUAGCAUUCUCGGCUCUAUGUUAGGCGAAUCCCCUAGUGAUCAGAAGAAGAUACUCGACCGCGCUGCUAAGGACGCGAACGAUUUGAGUGGCCUAGUCAAAAGAAAGAAGCAGGCUAGUGAGGCAGCCAUAUCAAAUUCAAUAGCAGAUGAGGCGUCUUCCUGCAGUAAGAGGAAAAUUGAACUUUCUAAACUAGAUGGCGUACACGACAACAAGAGGUCCAAGCUUGAGAAGCCGAGCGGCCUGUGA
This is a messenger RNA of Bacidia gigantensis, 1428 nucleotides long. RefSeq lists its product as uncharacterized. The transcript has 2 exons. Gene Ontology annotation, cellular component: nucleoplasm. The record is from RefSeq and is a predicted model, not a curated record. Bases 1 to 1428 code for a protein of 475 amino acids. Gene Ontology annotation, biological process: CENP-A containing chromatin assembly; DNA replication-dependent chromatin assembly. Gene Ontology annotation, molecular function: histone binding. Lineage: Eukaryota; Fungi; Ascomycota; Lecanoromycetes; Lecanorales; Ramalinaceae.